This is a messenger RNA of Perca fluviatilis (European perch), 1796 nucleotides long. RefSeq names its product nuclear factor 7, brain-like. Gene Ontology annotation, molecular function: protein binding; zinc ion binding. The record is from RefSeq and is a predicted model, not a curated record. The coding region runs from base 280 to 1671 and encodes 463 amino acids. NCBI's taxonomy places the organism in Eukaryota, Metazoa, Chordata, Actinopteri, Perciformes, Percidae. The transcript has a single exon.
UGUUGAGUUGUCAGUGAGAAGAGACGUAGCGACAGAUAGACGGUAAGAUUUACCUUUUAUUACAAAGCUGUGACUUUAACUGAGGGAGGACAGUUACAGGAAGGAGCUCUAAAGUACUGAAGAAGUGAAAUACUUUAACUGUAAUCUUCUGCAGACUGAAAAAUACACUUUGAGACUCAAAGUGAAAGUAACUGAGGCAGCUUUCUGCAGCAGGGAGGCGCACACUGUGACACAACUUUAACGCCGUUUGCUGUGUUUUUAUCUGCACUCAGAGACAAAAUGGCUUCCAUGUCAGAGGAGGAUUUCUGCUGUGCGGUCUGUCAUGAAGUCUUUAGAGAUCCUGUUGUUCUGUCAUGUAGCCACAGCUUCUGUAAAGACUGUCUGAAGAGCUGGUGGGCAGAGAAACAGACACAGGAGUGUCCAGUUUGUAAGAGAAGAUCUUUUUAUGAACCACCUUGUAACCUGGAGUUAAAGAAGCUGUGUGAGAGCUUCUUACAGCAGAGAGAUCAGAGAGCUUCAGAGGCUCUCUGCAGUCUGCACUCUGAGAAACUCAAACUCUUCUGUCUGGACCAUCAGCAGCCAGUGUGUGUCGUCUGCAGAGAUUCAGAAAAACACACCAACCACAGAUUCAGACCCAUCAAUGAAGCUGCACGACAACACAAGAAGAAACUCCAGGAAUCUCUGGAGCCCUUAAAGAAGAAGAUAAAGGUUUUUGAACAAGUUAAAGUGAAGUUUGAUCAAACAGCAGAACACCUGAAGGUCCAGGCCCGACGCACAGAGACGCAGAUUAAGGAUCAGUUUAAGAAGCUUCACCAGUUUCUAGAGGAGGAAGAGGAGGCCAGGAUGGCUGCACUGAGGGAGGAAGAGGAGCAGAAGAGUCAGAGGAUGAAGGAGAAGAUGGAGGCUCUGAGCAGAGUCAUAGCAGCUCUUUCAGACACAGUCAAAGCCACAGAGGAGCAGCUGAGAGCUGAAGACGUCUCAUUCCUGAUCAACUACAAGGCUGCAGUGGAAAGAGUCCAGCAGCGCCCCCUGCUGGAUGAUCCACAGCUGCUCUCAGGAGCUCUGAUAGACGAGGCCAAACACCUGGGCAACCUGAGCUUCAACAUCUGGAACAAGAUGAAGGACAUGGUCUCCUACACUCCUCUGAUUCUGGACCCAAACACUGCUUAUCCAGAACUCAUCUUGUCUGAAGAUCUGACCAGUGUGAGACUAGGAGGAGAGAGACAGAAGCUUCCUGAUAAUCCAGAGAGGAUUGAUUCUCACUUCUCUGUUCUGAGCUCUGAGGGCUUUAACUCAGGGACUCACAGCUGGGAUGUCGAGGUUGGAGACAAUACAUUUUGGACACUGGGUGUGUUAGCAGAGUCUGUCCAGAGGAAGGGAAUCAUACGAUCUGGAUUAUGGACAAUAUGGUUCUAUAGAGGUAAAUACUCAGCGUGGUCUCCACCAGCUCCAGACACUGAUCUCCCAUUUAAGCAGCAGCUCCAGAGGAUCAGAGUGACUCUGGACUGGAACAGAGGAAAGCUGUCGUUCUCUGAUCCUGAUACCAACACACACAUACACACCAUCACACACACUUUCACUGAGAGGCUGCUUCCAUACGUUAGCACAGGAGAAGCAGUCCCACUGAAGAUAUCACCACUGAAGGUCUAUGUGACAAAACAACAGGUCUGAUAGUCUUUAGUUUGAAGGGGGUGAUAAUAAUAGUAGUUAAUAGUUAAUAUCUGUCCAUCUAUGUAUGUACAUGUUUACAAGUAUGAGCAAAAAAAGUAAGGAUGAAAGGCAAGAAUAGGUCAAAA